AUGAGAGCGCGCACUAAAAUUUCAACGUCGUCGGCGUCCUCGCGGUCCUCUCGCCAGAAGCGGUUUAUCCACUUCCCGUACGGCAGCACCCUCCGGGUCGGCCUCUCCUCCAAGUGGUCGACGCUGUUCGACUGGUCGGGGCCCGGCGCCUUCUGGACGCAGGGCUUCAACUGGGGCAUCACCUUCGACCUGCCCAACGGCACGCAGCUGCUCGCCCCCGCCGGGAUCGCCGGCCGACGCAGGGGCCGCCGCGACGUGUACCGCCGCAUCGAGACCGCCCUCGACUCGUGA
Thrips palmi is the source of this 291-nucleotide messenger RNA. RefSeq lists its product as uncharacterized. The transcript is spliced from 3 exons. The record is from RefSeq and is a predicted model, not a curated record. The coding region runs from base 1 to 291 and encodes 96 amino acids. NCBI's taxonomy places the organism in Eukaryota, Metazoa, Arthropoda, Insecta, Thysanoptera, Thripidae.